Durusdinium trenchii is the source of this 1971-nucleotide messenger RNA. NCBI's taxonomy places the organism in Eukaryota, Dinophyceae, Suessiales, Symbiodiniaceae. The record is from the annotation of a GenBank genome assembly.
AUGGGGAGUGCGGGGUCCCUUGCCAAAGAAGCGCAUGAAGCGACGGAGCCCCGGACAACCGAUCCGCCGGUUGCGUUGCCCGGGACGUCGUUUCACCGAGCACUGCUGAGCCUGCUGUGUAUUUUCAGACUUGUGAAGGCACUGACCCUAGCCCGAAGUGCUGAUCCUUUGACGCAAACUGGAGUGGUGGCUGCCGGCGAAGACGAAGAUGGGGUUGAUGAAGCCUUGGCCAAGGAUCGGGAGCUUGCAGAACAAGAGAAGCUCUUCCUGAAAUGCCUCCGGAAGCGUGCAGAGCGGGAGACCAAGAGAAAGCAGGAGAAGGAAGAGAAGCGUGCGGCAGCCAAAAAGCUGAAAGAGCAGGCCUUGGAAGCAGCCUUCGACAAUGAGCUGGAUCUCUUGCUUAAGCUCUUUGAUCAAGGACCGAGUGUUGAGCCAGAGUGUGCGGACGAGCAUGGAACGACCUUGCUGAGCGAAGCAUGUGCUGGCAAUGCCAAGGAAGUGGUCGAAAUGCUGUUAGGCGAGGCGUGUGACCCCAAUGCUAUUGGCCGCUAUCACCGCUCUCCCUUGUGGAGGGCGGCCUAUGCUGGGAAUCAUGAGCUGAUUCGCAUGCUGCUGAGAAGCGGGGGCGAUCCAAGGGAGUGUGACGAGCAAGGAGCCAGACCCAUCGACGUGGCGAGCAACGCUGAGUCGCGGGAGUUCCUUGUGACCUGGGAUCCCUCCUCAACAGAUCGAAUCAAGGAGGACAAGAGGAAAGCCGCCAAGAACGCGGAGAAAGAAGAGAAGGCGAAGUUUCAGCGACAGCAGCAGGAGCUGUCGGACUCGCUGGAGGAAGCCGAGCGCAAGAGGCAGGUCUCCCGACGCUCGGUGUGCGCACAGAGUGCUACAGAGACCGGAACUCACGCUCGCUCAGUAGGAAGUGAGCUGGUCCGUGCACGAAAGCUGCUGGCAGAUUAUCGGCAGCAGAAGGUGUCCUUUGCCGAGCAAGGUGCAGCCGAAAAGAUCGCUGAGUUGGAGCCGCUGAUUGAGGGUGCGGAGGCCUCCGUGAAGCUGUUUGAAGCGUCAGUGCAAGAGUGGGAGUGGAAGUCCUCACGUGCACGUCUCAAGAUGAGCGAUUUGGAGCAGGCCAAGAAGGAGAAGGAGGCCAAGGCGGCGGGGAAGUUUCGUGGCUUCCGGGUGCAAGUCAGCUGCGAAAGCUUGGAAGAUCUGGACUUCUUACUGCCUCGCCUCAACAAAUCCCUGGAGGCGGUGGAAGACUUCUCCUGGAAGGAUGUGGACUUAGUUUCGGGGGACUCCCUGAUCCGAGAAGGUGCCUUCAAGCACCUGAAAGCCAGUGAAUUUAACAAGAACUUCUUGGAGACUUAUGGUCGGCUGCCGGCAGAGCCUGAGGAAACUGAGGAAGGAGCCGAGAACGAAGAGCCUCCCUUCCCCAUCACUCUGGGCUUUGCCCGAGGCUUCAACCGAGUCAUUCCAAUCAAGGCGAUUGCAGAUGUGCUUCUGAAAGACGUGGGCGGCCUGAGAGCGCAAGAUGGACGGUGGCCAUUUGUGGUGGAUCCUUCUGGUCGCACCUCAACCUUUAUCAAGUACACAGGUGCUGCCGUCUACACCAUCGUGGAACUUCAGGACAUGGAAUCGAUGCGUUUGCGCCGGGCCUUGUUGAAUUCCAUGCUCAACGGGGGUGCCAUUCUGAUUGACCUUGGAAGCUUCGACAUGAAGAUCGAGGUGGUUGCAGAGAAGUUCAACGACCUGGAGAAGGGGCUUUUUGCCAAGCUCUUGGACCGUUCGGUCUUGUACUCCUACCUCUUUCCACGGCGCUUCAAGACCCUGAUCACCAAGGAGAGCAGACUGCACGAGCUCGCCAAAGAUUUUCAGAUCAGCAACUUGCUGGACACGUUUUGGGGCAGGUUCGUUUUUGGCUUCGUGACCUCCUUUAGCGACCCAGAUCUGGAGUUUGCCAAGCAGCUCCUUGGAUGA